UGCGAAGGGCGCCUGGUCACGCGCGCAGCCAGGUCCACCAAUCAGAUGGCGGCAAGCCGUAAAGCACGCCUGCGCGCCCUCUCGUGUGGCGCGCUUUAGCAGUAUUGUUGUUGUCUUGGAAGGAGUCCACAAGUUUAUGAUAAACUCAUAACUCGACUGAACUUUGGGGAAUUCUCUUCUAUACACUUUCGCUUUACAGUGGAUGUCGACGAGCUCGAAAGCGACGCUGGAACUGAGCAGGUCGAGUUGACGAAAGCUUCGACCACUGUAAGGGAAAGUAGUGGUUAGACGCCCCCCGUGGGCUUUAAAGUUGUGCUAAGAGUAGCAUCACUUGCUAGCGUCAGCAGCAGCAGUUACACCGCUCCAAAGUGUGUCCACUAUGGCGACGGCGGCUGCUUGUCAACCACGACGUGCCUUGGUGGAAAUACCUGCUCCACAGCCCAAAAUUGAGGGUAGGUCUCAAAUGGUCCCACUUUGAUUUGAAAGGCGUUGAAAGGGCCCCGCGUUGCAAGCAAGUUAGCUGGUAUGAGGAGGUCCUACCUGGAUAUCUUACGCUCCCGUUCGCCUCCAUCUCCAACCCCGAGGGAGAAAAACACUUCCACGUCCAACACCGGCCCGGCUCAGUCACUGGAUUUUGCCAUUGAUGGCGAAUGGAGUGGGAACGUCGCCCAGUGUAAGAAGAUGGAUGAAAGCCAAGCACCCAUGUCUGAGCGGCAGCUCGUCCAAUUUAUCAGAUCCCUCAUCUUGGUCGAGCAGCGCCAAGAAACCAGGUUUCUGACCUCAGGUCUGAAGUAUCUUCAAGAUGAUUUACAACUCAAGAAGACGAAUGUUUAUAGGUCCAUUCCGUACUCCCGCUUUGGCUCCAACAGGGAUGCUCACUGCUACAGAAAGGCAUACCCCCACCUAGUUGCGUUCAAAGUUACAUGUCAGGAGUGGGGCCAAGUUCUUCUGCAGAACAAAGAGUGGGAUGCUGUGUUAGAACACACCCUCUUGGCGUGGCGUUAUACCAGCGAACUGCCACAGUGGGACAUGGCAAGCCACAAUACUCUGCGAGACCGGUGUUACAGCAUUAUGGCAACGCACAGCCUCACUGCGCUCCAGCACCACUGUCCAGGACUAAGAAGAGGACAUGAGCUGCUAAGGAGGAUGAAGAUGGCUCAGCUGCACAGCCAGUCAAUUGUACCUUGUAUUCAUGAGCUGCAGAGGAUUAUGGGAUGCGAUGACAACUCCAUGGACUUACAAUUACUUGAAGACUGACAGAAUGACUGAUUUUGAUGAUGAUUUUUGAUGAAAAUUGUUUGGGGUUUUUUGGAAAAAAUAUCCAAAUCGAAAAUAUGGAUUGCCACAAUACUACAUCACUGUUACAUAAUUUGACAUUUGCCAAAACUACCCUGAAAUUCCUCAAAAGUAUUUCCCGCAGUGUUUUCUUUUUAGAGCAUCACUUAGGGCAUUGCGAUGUGGUUGAAUAAAUGCAAUAGAAUAUGUUUUUUAUAACUUUGCAUUGGCCAUUUUAGAAGUACAGUGUACUCAUUUUGUAUGUGUGAUAUAUAAGUGUCCAUUCGUGUUUGUUGUGUUACUGAUUGCACUGGUGCUGUUCAACCUGGAAACUUGAAAAAUAAGAGUAUUUAAAUAAAGUUAUUUUCUCCUG
Phyllopteryx taeniolatus (common seadragon) is the source of this 1648-nucleotide messenger RNA. RefSeq lists its product as uncharacterized. Gene Ontology annotation, cellular component: nucleus. The transcript has 6 exons. Gene Ontology annotation, biological process: nuclear protein quality control by the ubiquitin-proteasome system; proteasome localization. The record is from RefSeq and is a predicted model, not a curated record. Bases 526 to 1257 code for a protein of 243 amino acids. NCBI's taxonomy places the organism in Eukaryota, Metazoa, Chordata, Actinopteri, Syngnathiformes, Syngnathidae.